This is a messenger RNA of Mycotypha africana, 2312 nucleotides long. RefSeq names its product major facilitator superfamily domain-containing protein. Bases 419 to 2245 code for a protein of 608 amino acids. Gene Ontology annotation, biological process: transmembrane transport; basic amino acid transport. Gene Ontology annotation, molecular function: basic amino acid transmembrane transporter activity. Gene Ontology annotation, cellular component: fungal-type vacuole membrane. The transcript has 6 exons. The record is from RefSeq and is a predicted model, not a curated record. NCBI's taxonomy places the organism in Eukaryota, Fungi, Mucoromycota, Mucoromycetes, Mucorales, Mycotyphaceae.
GGAGGUAACAGUCUAUUUAUUAUUGUCGUUUAUGCUUGAAAGAAUAAGUAGAGAAGUUUGGGUGGGAAAAUAGAUUAUCAAUUUGAAUAGAGUCAAGUUGAAUUUUUCUGUACCGCACUUUUUUAACAUUGUGGACUCUAUUAGGAAGUGGAUUCCAUGCACUUAGUAGUCAACCACGCUCGGGAGCGCUCGUCUUGAUAGUAGUACUUUCUCAUCUUAAAUAGCAAACUACUGUAUAUUAAUUAUACUCAAUUUAGGCUUCGAGCGAUCGAAUCAACAUUGACUAUGAUGGUGUACAACAUCAGAAAAAAAAACCCAUCAAAAUAAGCAUUUUCAUUGUUCCUGGAAAAGAGUUGUUCCCUUUCUUUUCUUUUCGAAAUUUUGUUCUGCAGCCUUUUAUAGUACUCAUAUAUAUACCAUGACACGGCCACAGGCAAAGGCUGGAGUGACAGAGGCAUCACCUUUACUGCAGGCUGACGAACACAAGCCCUCAUAUAACGCUGAUACUGUUCCAAUAAUAGAAGAAAGUUCUGAUGGAUGCAUUAUUGAAGUAGUCACAUCUUCAUCAACCACUACAAUUGAAAAUGCUUCGGCAAAGACACUUACAGAUGAAGAAAUUGUAUCGAAACGGUUGAAUGGCGCAUCUGCAUCCGUUGUCAUGGUUGGGCUUUGGAUUGGUGUAGGUUUGGCGGCAUUGGAUGGCUCUAUUGUUGCAGCCAUUUAUCCUCAAAUCGGUACAGAGUUUAAAAGGUCAAAUGAAAUUGUUUGGAUUGCAACAAUGUACUUACUAAGUUACACUGCUCUUCAGCCAUUAUACGGCCGGAUUUCAGAUGUCUUUGGCAGAAGAACAGCCUUACUAUUUGCUUCUAUUGUAUUUUUCAUUGGGUCCGCCAUGUGCGGUGCAUCCAAUGACUUACUGACUCUUAUCGUCUCAAGAACAAUUGCUGGUAUUGGUGGUGGAGGUUUGAAUACAAUGUCAGCUGUUAUUAUGAGCGAUCUGGUAUCUAUUCGUGAAAGGGGAAAAUAUCAAGGUUACGCUAAUGUAGCCUAUAGUGCCGGUUCUGUGAUCGGUGCUCCGUUGGGCGGCAUCAUUACUGAUAGUAUAGGAUGGCGAUACUGUUUUUACAUCAACCUUCCUCUUUUACUUCUUUCUCUUUACGUUGCUAUUUGUGUUUUGACGGACUAUAACCUAACAGAAAAUCGGAACACUGGCUCUUUUUUCGAACGACUAAAAAAGAUUGACUACUUGGGAUCCUUAGCUGUUGUCGUUACUGUCAUUUGCUUCUUACUGGCCACUUCCAUGGGCGGCAACUCUCGUCCUUGGAGCGACCCGCUUGUAUACGGCCUCUUAAUCUUCUCGUUCUUUUCCGGUGCUGUAUUUUGUUAUAUUGAAGCUAAGAUUGCUGAAAAGCCCUUGAUGCCUUGGAAAAUUAUUACCUCACGUACACCAUUUGCAUGUGCUAUGACCAAUUUCUUUAGUGUUAUGGGAUCUAUGUCAGUAACCUUUACUACGCCCAUUUUCUUUCAAGGCGUUCUGGGCUACACUACUUCCCAAGCAAGUUUGUUUUUCCUGCCUAAAGUGGUUGCUUUAACUUGUGGCUCGCUAUCUGCUGGGUAUUGGAUGGCAAGAAAAGGCGAAUAUCAAAAGUACAUCACCUUCUCAACAUCGAUGGGAAUGAUAGCAAUGUUCUUGACUAGUUUCUGGACAACAGAUACAUCUUUUAGCUUUAUCAUUCUCUGUCUUGUGUUAGAUGGGUUUUCUUCGGGAUCAAAUAUUACGACUACCUUGGUGGCGAUGCUUUCGUGUGUUGAACAUAGCGGUAAAAUGGCUAGCUUUUUUUUUGAAUUUUACAAACUGUAUACUUUCGUAAAGCAUAUUAAAGAAACUUUUUUUUUUUGGGAAAAUAUAACAGAAAUGGCGACAACAACUUCUGUAUCGUAUUUAUUCCGUUCUACGGGUGGUGUAGUAGGUAUUUCAGUCAUUUCGACUGUAUUUCAAGGUACAGUUAAGAAACUUUUGACUGAACGAAUUACAGGACCCAAUGCAAAAGAGAUUAUUGAAAUUGCACGUAAAUCUAUCAAUGAAGUCCGUACAUUGCUCCCACCUGAUGCGUUGGCCAUUGUCUUGGAUACUUAUGAAACUGCGAUACGUUAUUCCUUUUAUUUGUGUGUUUUCAUGUCUGUCCUGUGCUUUUUAUCUGCCUUAUUCAUUCAGCAAUUUACAUUAGCAAGUAAAAUAAAGUAAUAAAGAAGUAUUGAAAUUUGUUUGUAUAGAACGCAACAUGCAUUGGUGUCAGUAUUAGUCAGAGAGA